AUCUCAACCCAAACCGAAUUAAAGUAGACCGGUAUAUAUUUGUCCUAACCAUCGAAGCUUUCAUACUUCUUCGUUGUUUCUUCUGCGUUAUCUUCCUCUCUCCGUCUCUUUCUUCCAGUUGGCGAAUUUGUGCAGCAGAGCAUCAAUCAGAGAUGCAGCAAUCACGAGCGAGACUGUUCAAGGAGUACAAAGAGGUUCAACGAGAGAAAGUAGCUGAUCCUGAUAUUCAAUUAGUCUGUGACGAGACCAACAUAUUCAAAUGGACUGCACUUAUCAAGGGACCAUCAGAGACUCCUUAUGAAGGCGGAGUGUUCCAGCUUGCGUUUGCUGUUCCUGAAAAUUAUCCUCUGCAGCCUCCUCAAGUUCGGUUCUUGACUAAAAUAUUCCAUCCCAAUGUGCAUUUCAAGACAGGGGAGAUAUGUCUUGACAUAUUGAAGAACGCGUGGAGCCCUGCGUGGACGCUUCAGUCUGUGUGUAGAGCCAUCAUAGCUUUGAUGGCUCAUCCUGAGGCGGACAGUCCUCUUAACUGUGACUCAGGAAACCUACUAAGAUCUGGGGAUGUGAGAGGGUUCAAUUCAAUGGCACGCAUGUACACGCGCCUCGCGGCCAUGCCUAAGAAAGGAUGAUGAUGAUCCUCUCUUGCUUUUUCUUUUGCUUACAUUAUAAAAAGAUUCACAUGUAAGGUUACAAAGGAGAUGUUUCCUUCUUAUUGAACAUGAGUUUAUUGGUUUACAAUUAUUGUAUUACAGUUUUAAUAAGAAGUAACGCUUCCUUGUUUAA
Molecule: messenger RNA, 780 nt
Organism: Brassica napus (rape)
Lineage: Eukaryota; Viridiplantae; Streptophyta; Magnoliopsida; Brassicales; Brassicaceae
Product: protein PEROXIN-4-like
Exons: 6
Coding region: 153-626 (157 amino acids)
Source: RefSeq, a predicted model, not a curated record